CGAAAAGGGAGAAAGAAGCAAAUUAAAAUGGGUUCCUUAGAAAACAAAGUUACACCCACACUUAGUGUUAGUGAAGAUGAUAAGGCAUGCCUUCAGGCUAUCCUAGUCUCCAGUGCCCAAAUAUUUUCUUGUGUCCUAAAUGCAGCCAUUGAGCUUGACCUGUUUGGGAUUAUUGCUAGAGCAGGCCCUGCUGCUUGUAUCACAACUUCUGAAAUUGCUUCUCAGCUUCCAACAAAGGACUCUGAUUCUGAUACACCUUCUAGGUUGGAUCGCAUGUUGCGAGUCCUUGUUAGUCACUCCCUUUUGACAUGCUCUAUCCACACACUUGAAGAUGGUAGGGUUGAGAGACUUUAUGGACUCACACCAACCUCUUACUUCUUUGUUGAAAAAGAUGAUGGCAGUUCCCUGGCUACUCUUUCAGCUUUCAAUUCUCACCGUGUCUUUUGGGAGGCCAGCCUACGUAUGAAGCAUGCCAUUCUUGAAGGUGGUAAUCAAUUUCAAAGAGUGCAUGGAAUGCCCUUAUUCCAAUAUAUGGACAAGGAUCCAGCUUUCAACAUAGUGUUCAACAAGAGCAUGGCUGAUCUUUCCACAAUAGCCCUGUCGAAAAUUCUUGAGGUAUACCAAGGCUUUGUGGGGCUAACGUCAUUGGUUGAUGUUGGUGGCGGAACUGGGAGAUGCCUAAGUAUGGUCAUUUCCAAGUACCCUUCCAUUAAAGGCAUUAACUUUGAUUUGCCUCAUGUGAUACAAAGCUCACCAUCUUAUCCUGGUAUUGAGCACGUGGGAGGAGAUAUGUUUCACAAUGUCCCUAAAGGGGAUGCAAUUGUAAUGAAGAAUAUACUCCAUGACUGGAAUGAUGAAAACUGCAAGAAACUUUUGAGGACCUGCUAUAAAGCACUACCAGAUAAUGGGAAGGUAGUUAUUAUUGAACUACUCAUGCCAGAAGCUACAGUGUCAAGUAUGGCUUCUCAAUAUAUCUCUCGUCUUGACAUUAGCAUGUUGUUGAACCUUGAAGGCCAGGAGAGAACUGAGAAAGAAUUUGAGGCUUUGUGCAAGGAAUCCGGAUUUUCAAACUUUCAAGUUGUUUUUUGUGCCUAUACUCUUUGGGCAGUCAUGGAGUUCCAUAAAUAAUUUUACCCUCUGUAGCUUUCCUGCACUUAUUAUGCUUUGUAUUUUAUCUCUACGAACUCCAUCUCAUAUAAUAGUUGGUACUUGGUGAAUUUCAAAAAUAAAUACAUAUUGAUGGCUAUACAUUCCAUAGUUUUG
Molecule: messenger RNA, 1263 nt
Organism: Quercus lobata
Lineage: Eukaryota; Viridiplantae; Streptophyta; Magnoliopsida; Fagales; Fagaceae
Product: caffeic acid 3-O-methyltransferase-like
Exons: 4
Coding region: 28-1128 (366 amino acids)
Molecular function (GO): O-methyltransferase activity; protein dimerization activity
Source: RefSeq, a predicted model, not a curated record